AUGGAAACCAUGAGCAAAGCAGGAGCGAGUGUCGAGUUACACGACUCUCGAUGUAUAUUGCGUCGUUCAUUGACCUCUCCAGCAGCGGGGAUGUAUUCUCCGAAGUGCGAUGGGAUAGAAGACUUGUGCACUUGCGCGGCAUUGAGAGCAAACGACCGGUUGGAAGCUAACACAACGCGUCACACCGCAAGACUCGGUCCAAAAAGCUCUUUGAAGACGCCGUUGCUGGGAGGCUCAUCUAACGAAGAGCUUCGUCCUCGGAGUGGAGAGCCGCCUCUUCGAAGCAAGCGACUAUGCUUUGACCUUCGAUCUACCAAAAACAACGCACGUGUACAAGAAGCAGCACUCGUUGACAUCGUUGAACCUCUCAUUCGAUUGAGCAUUCUUUCUGCUUUGAUAUACUCCCCUGAAGGCGAUUCUGAUACCCCAAUCUAUCGAACGUCUCCGCGCUUGAUAGUCAAGAAGCUCCUGCCUGACGCCGAAUUGCCUCUUUUAGAAGAAGGUUCGAUCCAAAGUCAAAACGACUUCAAUGAAAGCAUUCAAUCCUACGUACGGACUCUGCCACGCGACGAUCUUCUUGAUAGGAUGAUGCAACCGUCGACACUUCCAUACCUCCCACAUUGCCUUGAUCUCCAAGCUACCCGGUUUCAAUUGGCAAUGAAAACCAACGACCGCCUGCCGUUGAUCCAAUACAAGGACGAGAAGUAUCGACUCUCCAUGGAUCGGAAACGUCUUCGUGACGACUACCACGCUCUCUUGCGGCUUCAGUCCUGCCUUGAAAAAGUGGAACGAGAUGAACAGCUUCACUCCAGUAUUCUCAUAGAGCUCAAAAGACAAGUCGACAUUUUAAUGCCUCAAUAUCGCUCACUGAAUACACUCUUGAGUUUACCGCUUCUGGGGAUCAUGCUAGGGUGA
Messenger RNA from Venustampulla echinocandica, 915 nucleotides. RefSeq lists its product as uncharacterized. Lineage: Eukaryota; Fungi; Ascomycota; Leotiomycetes; Helotiales; Pleuroascaceae. The coding region runs from base 1 to 915 and encodes 304 amino acids. The record is from RefSeq and is a predicted model, not a curated record. The transcript has 2 exons.